CUAGGCCGCCAUGGCGCCGCCGCCGCGCUGACCGCGCUGCGCCGCCAUGGCCGGGGCUAUCGCGUCCCGCAUGAGCUUCAGCUCCCUCAAGCGCAAGCAGCCCAAGACCUUCACCGUGCGCAUCGCCACCAUGGACGCCGAGAUGGAGUUCAGCUGCGAGGUGAAGUGGAAAGGGAAGGACCUGUUUGAUCUGGUGUGCAGGACACUGGGACUGCGGGAAACCUGGUUCUUUGGGCUGCAGUACACGAUCAAGGACACGGUGGCUUGGCUCAAAAUGGACAAGAAGGUCCUGGAUCAUGAUGUUCCCACAGAGGAGCCCAAAACUUUUCACUUCCUGGCCAAAUUUUACCCUGAGAAUGCAGAGGAGGAAUUGGUCCAGGAAAUCACCCAGCACCUGUUCUUCCUGCAGGUGAAGAAGCAGAUUUUGGAUGAGAAGAUCUUCUGUCCUCCGGAAGCCUCUGUCCUGCUGGCCUCUUACGCUGUCCAAGCCAAGUACGGCGACUACGAUCCCAACGUCCACAAGAGAGGCUUCCUGGCACAAGAGGAAUUGCUUCCCAAGAGGGUAAUAAACCUGUACCAGAUGACUCCAGAGAUGUGGGAGGAAAGGAUAACAGCCUGGUAUGCAGAGCACCGGGGCAGAGCGAGAGAUGAAGCUGAAAUGGAGUAUUUGAAGAUAGCCCAGGACCUGGAAAUGUACGGCGUAAACUACUUCGCCAUCAGGAAUAAAAAGGGCACAGAGCUGCUCCUUGGAGUUGAUGCCUUGGGUCUUCACAUUUAUGACCCAGACAACAGGUUGACCCCCAAAAUCUCCUUCCCAUGGAAUGAGAUCCGGAAUAUCUCCUACAGUGAUAAAGAGUUUACGAUUAAGCCAUUGGACAAAAAGAUUGAUGUUUUUAAAUUCAAUUCAUCAAAGCUGCGUGUGAAUAAGCUGAUUCUUCAGCUGUGCAUUGGGAACCACGACCUCUUCAUGAGGAGGAGGAAGGCAGACUCGUUGGAGGUGCAGCAGAUGAAAGCACAGGCCAGGGAGGAGAAGGCCAGGAAGCAGAUGGAACGACAGUGCUUGGCACGAGAGAAGCAAAUGAGAGAAGAGGCUGAGAGGACCAGGGAUGAGCUGGAGAGGAGGCUGAUGCAGCUGAAGGAGGAGGCAACCAUGGCCAACGAGGCUCUGAUGAGGUCGGAGGAGACGGCGGAUCUGCUGGCGGAGAAGGCGCAGAUCACGGAGGAGGAGGCCAAGCUCCUGGCCCAGAAGGCGGCCGAGGCCGAGCAGGAGAUGCAGCGCAUCAAGGCCACGGCCAUCCGGACCGAGGAGGAGAAGAGGCUGAUGGAGCAGAAGGUGCUGGAGGCAGAGAUGUUGGCACUGAAAAUGGCCGAGGAGUCGGAGAGGAGGGCAAAGGAGGCUGAUCAGCUCAAGCAGGACCUGCAGGAGGCUCGCGAGUCGGAGCGCAGAGCGAAGCAGAAGCUCUUGGAGAUCACCAGCAAGUCUUCCUACACACAGUCCAUGAACUCGAGUACCACAGCACUGCCCACUGACCUGCCAAGCUACAACCUCAUCAGUGAGAGCCUCUCCUUCGACUUCAAGGAUACAGACAUGAAGAGGCUGUCCAUGGAAAUCGAGAAGGAGAAGGUGGAGUACAUGGAGAGGAGCAAGCACCUGCAGGAGCAGCUCAACGAGCUGAAGACAGAAAUCGAGGCACUGAAGCUCAAGGAGAGAGAGACAGCUCUGGAUAUUUUGCACAAUGAGAACUCCAGCCGGGGCAACAGCAAGCACAACACUAUUAAAAAGCCUCAAGCCCAGGGCAGAAGACCUAUCUGCAUUUGAGAAUUCCAAGUAGGUUAUUCCAAGCUCACCCUACAGAGCACCAAGUCCCGUGUGGCCUUCUUCGAGGAGCUCUAGGAAACAACUGCUCCGCACCGCCGCUGCUUCCCAGCGGCCCCGCCCGGCCGGAGCUGUCCCGGAGCCGGGGCUGCCGGAGGGAGCGCCCCGGACCCGCCGCUGCUCCAGCCUCUGCACACCCACGGACUCGGGGCCGGCUGCCCACGGACUGUGUGAUGUUCUCUAGCUUAGCAGCCGUUCAUCCUUCUCCUGACACUUUGUUUUCCUGCGUUUUCCAGCUUUUUUUUUUCCUUAUUUUUGUAGCAUUGCUUCCAGGCUCGGCCCUCCAGGCUUUUCCCUGGAGCCGGGGUCGGGGCUGUGGCCGUGCCUUCCCACCCUGGCAGCCAGCAGAGGAGUGUACCCGAGGGUCUCCCUGGGAGGGGUUGUCACCCCUCUGGGUUGCCUUCUCCUGGGCUCUGGAGCUUGGUGUGCCAGCCCGGAGCUCCUUUGCCGGUCUGGAAUUCCACGGGCCGGCCCUGGAGUCCCUGCUCGCUCCCGGAGCCCCGUGCUGUGCCGGGAGCUCCAUUAGGAUCCCGAGCAUGUUCCAGUGGAGUGCUGUAAAUCAGGAACGUCGCGCUGGCUCUCCCAGCGCCCGCUGGGGUGGGAGAGGAGCAGGGAGCGGGAGGACAGGGACCUGGGGCUGGGGGGAUGCUGGGCUGCUUCUCUGGGGAGAGGAGGUGGGAGGAAGGGCUCCUCCUCCUCCUCCCUGCUGGGAACAGGGAGCGGGAGAACAGCUAGUGCCAACCAAAUGAAACCUUACUGUUCCUGCAAACUGUGACAAACCCGAGCAGCUUCAGGCUGGAGGGAUCCGGGGGCUCCGGGCUGGGCUCUCCCUGGGUCCCGGGGCAUCCCAGCCCCUCGGAGGCUCCCGGGAAUGCCGCUGUCCCGGGCUGGGCCCGGGGCUGCCUGCUCCUGCCUGUCCCAUCGCGGGUGCCUUUGCUCUGACCCCCCGCGGGGGGAACAGGGAUGCCUUGACCUUCCCUUCCUGUCUCCGUCCUGUGCCCCUCCCGGGUGGAAUCCUCUUCCAGCUGCGUUUACCCCCAGCAGAGCCGGUGCUGCCCCGGGGAUCCCUCACAUCCCCUCAGGACCCCCAGUUCCUCCUUCCCACAGCCUCACCUGACCCACAGCCCCACCGGAGGCUCAGCCCGGGACUAAGCGUGGAGUAAAUCCCAUCCCAUCCCUGUUUAUUUAAACCCUGGGAUCGAUUCCCUGCACGUGGCUGCAGUUCGGAUGGCUGUGGCCUGGCACAGCCGCUUUCCCAUUCCCUGGACUGUUGUACUCCGAAGGAAUAACUGUUUUCUCCUGUUUUAAUAAAAAUUCACAGCACUAGGAGGGGAGCUGAGGCUUCUUUGCUUUUUUUUUUUUCUUUGGGAAAAGCUGCUGGGAGCCCGGCUGCCGCAGUUAGCGGUGCCGGGAUUAAUGGGAGGCGCAGCUGCAGUGCUGGGAUCCCUCCGGGGCUCCCGCGGCACCGGGAGAGCUCCAGGGUCCCGCUGCCCCCGCUCCCUCGGGGCUCUCUUCAUCCCUCCUUGAGGGAGAGGGGUUUGGGGUGCCCAGAGGGGCUGAGCCCGGUGUUUGCCAUUC
Messenger RNA from Pyrgilauda ruficollis (rufous-necked snowfinch), 3454 nucleotides. It is a transcript of the gene NF2, whose product is annotated as neurofibromin 2. Gene Ontology annotation, molecular function: actin binding; cell adhesion molecule binding. Gene Ontology annotation, biological process: regulation of gliogenesis; positive regulation of protein localization to early endosome; positive regulation of early endosome to late endosome transport. Bases 47 to 1819 code for a protein of 590 amino acids. The transcript is spliced from 17 exons. Gene Ontology annotation, cellular component: adherens junction; apical part of cell; plasma membrane. The record is from RefSeq and is a predicted model, not a curated record. NCBI's taxonomy places the organism in Eukaryota, Metazoa, Chordata, Aves, Passeriformes, Passeridae.